GCGUGAGAAAAGUCUUCUGCUAUGUAAGGUAUGUUCAUCAUGUGUUAAAUGUAAUAGAUGUUAUAAUUUAUUUUACUGUAUAAGCGACUAAUUUAUAAAAAUGAUUGAAGUAACUGAUCAAAAUUUCGAGAUACUAUAUCCUAAAAUAGAAGAAACUUUAAAGAAUGCUACAUUUUUUUCUAUGGACACAGAAUUUAGCGGCAUUAAGACAGAUUUCUUCGUGAAAGAGAGCCUAUUUGAUUCGCCAAAUGAACGAUAUGCAAAAUUAAAGAACAAUAUUAAACCAUUUAUUAUAAUUCAAUUUGGUCUCACAGCAUUUCAACAUGUUCGGGAACAAAAUACAUAUAAUGCCCAAACAUUUAGCUUCUAUCUCUUACCACGAUCGAUUCCAUCAAAAAAUAGACAUUUUCUUUGGCAAAUUACGUCCCUUGAAUUUUUAUCCAUUUAUAAAUUUGAUUUCAACAAAUUUGCUUACGAUGGGAUCUCAUACUUAAAUGAAGUAGAUGAAAUUGAUUUAAAAAAUAAUUUACAAGAAGAUAUUUUAAUGCAAAAUUUAGAACGAUUACUUUGCAAUCGAGAUGCAGACGAAUUGAAAAAUUCUCGUAAUGUUGUUGCUGAUUGGUUGAUUCAAAAAAUUGAACCUCCCGCUGUAUUGGAAAUUGUUUCAGAAUCACAAUUUUUACAGUAUCUUAUGGAAAAAGAACUUAGAAAUCAAUUUCCAGAUAUUUGGACAUAUUCUGGAAAGAAGACAGUGACUGUUAUGAGAAUUGGAAAGGAUGAACGACAAGAAUUGGAAUUAAAAGAAAAAGGAAGACUUGAGGAAAAACUAUUAAAUUACUAUAUUGGAUUUUCUAAAGUUUUUAAACUUCUAGUCAAGUUAAAAAAACCAAUUGUUGGACAUAAUAGUUUAGUAGAUUUAAUGUAUAUGCAUCAACAAUUUUAUAAACCUUUACCAAAGAAAUAUACAAUUUUCAAGAAGAAUAUUCAUGAACUUUUUCCAACUGUUUUUGAUACAAAAUUUCUUAGUUACGAGAUAAGAAAUUUUUUAAAAAAGGAAGAGAAAUUUUCUUCUAAUUCACUCAACACUUUGUAUUAUUAUUUCAAAAAUGAGAAGGGAAGAUUUUUGUCUUUACACUCGCCGAAAAUAUGCUCAGAAACAUAUUUAAAAAAUGAUGAGGAUAAAUUUCAUGAUGCAGGAUGGGAUUCAUAUUGUGCUGGAUAUUGUUUUAUACGAUUGGCACAUAUAUUUGCUGCAAAGAAACGUGGAGAAGGAAGCAAUUACAAACCAAUGACUAAUAUUGAAAUUUUAAAUGGAGUAAAGUCUUUUAGCAAUCGUAUAAAUAUUAUUCGAGGAAAUGUACCUUAUUUGAAUUUCGGUGGACCUGAUCCAGUUUCAGAGAGACCUCAAUGGCUAGUUGUACAGCCAAAAGGUUCAAAAACAUUUUGCGUUUCUGAGAUCGCAGAAUUAUUAUCAUCCUAUGGUAGUGUUGAUGUUAAACCAUUUAAUUCGCGCUAUGCUCUAGUCGCUGUCUCUAAUCAUCGAAGUGCUCGAGAUAUUUUACAACACUUUAAGUCACAUGCAGAAAUUCAGAUUUUAUUUUACAAUCCAGUUCGACAUUCCACAAAAGUGAAAAUCUUCUGUUGGUCCAGCUUAAUUAUUUCUGGAUGUAUUAUCUCUUUAAUAUUGCAUCGGAGAAGUUAAUUUUAUCAAUAUGAAAACUGAUUGUUAAGUUACAGUAGACGACAGGAAAGAUGUCGCCGCUGUCACAGUCGUUUAAGAUGCAAUUUUUUGAAAUGUCGAAGAGAAAAUUCAAAGACGCAAAGGAGCCGAGUCGUAGCGUUCCCUAAUAUUUCAAAAGUUUUCUCUGGCCAAGACCCAAGGCCAAAAUACUCAAAAUAACGCAGCAGAGCAAUUCAUGUGGGCGAAUGGAUAACCGUUCUAUCGGUCAGAUUGAUCGCUAAGGCAGGUGGAGAACUCAAGGCUCAAUCCUGUCGCAUAGAAACAUGUCUUUUCACAAAGUGCAGAGGUCACACGUGAAUUUUCAUCUCUUUCGCGGAAAUUUUUUUUAAAUUAUUUUUUAUGUAUAUAUAUAUAUUAUUACGACUAGAUAAUUCAUUAAAUUUAAAUUUAUUUUCGAACUAUUAACAUAUAUUUAUAUGUAAAUAUCUAUUGUAACAAGGAGAGAGAAAUUGUUAUUAUUUUUGUAUAUUUUUAUACAUUUAUAAAAAUAAAAAUUAUCCCGUUCUUUUUUGAAAAAUA
Molecule: messenger RNA, 2260 nt
Organism: Leptopilina boulardi
Lineage: Eukaryota; Metazoa; Arthropoda; Insecta; Hymenoptera; Figitidae
Product: pre-piRNA 3'-exonuclease trimmer-like
Exons: 13
Coding region: 101-1702 (533 amino acids)
Biological process (GO): nuclear-transcribed mRNA poly(A) tail shortening
Cellular component (GO): endoplasmic reticulum; cytoplasm
Molecular function (GO): poly(A)-specific ribonuclease activity; RNA binding
Source: RefSeq, a predicted model, not a curated record